This is a messenger RNA of Arabis nemorensis, 564 nucleotides long. The record is from the annotation of a GenBank genome assembly. NCBI's taxonomy places the organism in Eukaryota, Viridiplantae, Streptophyta, Magnoliopsida, Brassicales, Brassicaceae.
AUGGAUAUCGUCACUUCCAACUGUGACACAAUAGAAAAGACACCUUUUAAGUCAUCAUUGCCGGGAAAUCCUACAAUGAGAGAUAUUGCUGCGGCAAUUCAAGUAAUUGAGGAAGGUGGUAUGUAUUUUGAUGAGCCAGAAAAAGAUGAUGACAGUGAUGAUGGAAGAAGUGGGAUUAAGGGAAUUGGAAUUGAAAUCCUUGAAGGAACCACGGUUCUGGGACUAUCAAGAACCAGUGGGCUUGUGCCGUUAGGUGACCUUAAUGCUAAAGCUGGAGAGGGAACCACUAAAACAUUUGCAUUGCUAAGUAAACAUGAUAAUUCUUCGCAAGCUAAUCUGUCAUCGGCUGUCAUUCCUGGUCUUUGGGAUGAUUUACAUUGUGAACAUGUCGCAGUGCCAUUUGCUGCGUGGGCAUUGGCGAACUGGGCAAUGGCUUCUAGUACGAAUAGAUCUCAUAUUCAAGAACUUGAUCGUGAUGGGCAAGUUGUCAUGACUAAUGGCACCAGAGAGGACUGUGAAAUGGCAUGGGAGUUUGGUAGCUCGGUUGCUGUUGGAGGAUCAUAA